GGCUCUGCUCUACCACUCUAUAAAAGGAGCCCACAUCACCUCAUAAUAGAGCAAUCCCUCUCCACAAGGAUCAGAUAGAUUCUUCAUUUUCAUCUCACUAACCAACAAAACCUAAUUAUUGAAUCAUAAGAAACCAGUGUCUCAACCCAUCAAACUUGGUUCUGUUGUGUGUGGUUCACAGACACCACAAACACUUUCAACUCAUGAAAGCCCUCAUAAGCAGUUCUUGUUCCAAGGCCAUAGUUGGGAGCCUUGGAUCAAAUAUUUAUCAUAGGAGAGGUGGUGGUGGUGUUGUUGCUGCUCAUGUUCCUGGGAGAGUUGAGUUCUGCUUCUCACUGAGAUCAAGAAAUGACAAAAGGGGCUGCAGCUUUUGGUUCCUUAAGAAAAAGGGUGUAACCCCAAUUCAUUCAGUGCCACCAAAAACUGAGGUGGAAUUGGAACCAUCAGAGCCAGAUUUGGAAACUGUAGAGCCUCAAGCUCAAAAAAGUGAACAAACAAAUGAAUCAAAGUUUGUACACGUAACAUUUCAGUUGCAAAAGAAUUGCUUCUUUGGCGAACAGUUUCUAAUAGUUGGAGAAGAUCCUAUGCUUGGUUCUUGGGACCCUUUAGAGGGAUUACCAAUGGCCUGGUCUGAUGGGCAUGUAUGGACUGCUAAUCUGGUGAGUAUCCUCUUCAACACAUCAAUUCAGUACAAGUUUAUACUGAAACGAAAAGCAGGGAAGAUUGUGUGGCAACCGGGCAUGAAUAGAAUCCUCAACAUUUCAGAAAAUAUGAAUAGAAUAAUUGUUAGUGAGGAUUGGGAGAAGGCUGAACUUCAGGAAAUAAUAGAGGAAGAUCAAAUUGCUCAAUCAAAUGAGGAACUUCAAGUUGUCUCAGAGACAUCUACUUUAGCUGAAAAUUCAGAUAUUCCUAAAGAGGAACUUGUUUCCGGCUUGUCCGAAGCAUCAGACCUUGAAGCUAGCGAAAGCCAAACUGAUGAUGCAGAGAAUCCAAUUACUGAAGAACCUGAGGUGCAGAAAGAACCUGAGGUGCAGAAACCCAGCAGUGAUAGUAUUUCUUACUCAACGGAGAUGCCAUUGGCUAUUGUUGCAGAAAACAUAGGUUCUUUUGAGGAUUCCAGCAACAAUACAAGCUAUGAGAACAAUUUAAGCAAUAUUCAACUGAAUGAACAAUCUGCGGAUGGUUCCAGAAAUGGACAUAUAAGUAUAAUGCAUAAUCUGGUGGACAAUGGAAAUGCUGAACCACUAAUGAAUCAGGAGGCAACAGUUAAGGAGACUAAAUUAUUCGAGUUAGAACCAGCUCCUGUUCUUGUACCUGGUUUAGAGUUGCCUUUUGAAGAAGAAGGUCCUGAUGUUGACGUUCAAGAAAGGAUUACAAUGGAAACUUCAAGUGAAACUUUUGAAUCUAAGGAUGAUGAAGUUCAAGAAAGGACUACCAUGAAAACUUCAAGUGAAGCUUUUGAGCCUAUGGAUCAGAAUAAACCAGAGUUCAGUAAGGAGCAAGAAUCCAACAACGGCGCACCCCAAGAGAUAAUUGCAACCAUCAAGGACGAGCCACAUCACCAUUACAAUGAACAUGAGCAGCAUUUUCAUCUAGCACCGUCGAUGGAGGACAGAUCGAAUCCCCCGACACAUGAUGAUGACGAUGAUGAAGAACCAGUAGAAGUAGAAGGAAGAACUUCCCUGGAACUCAUCAUGAGUUGUGUGAUUGUUAUGAUCCAUUUGCCUAGAUUUUUGUUGUCCUGGGAAAGAUGGAUAGGAGCUCAAGAAGUUUGUUGAUGAUGGCUUGUUGAUUGUGUCUACAUACCUAUUAUCAAGGUAUCAACUACUCUCGAUUUCACUGGUAAACUCAAACUCGAACGAGUUUAUGAGUUUAGGUAUCCAAAUUGAGUUCAUGAUUUUACCAGUAAACUCUACUGAGUUUAGAUAAACUAUCGGAUUUGAUUACCUUGCCAUAUUGUCUGUUGAAGACAAUGCUGCUGCUGUUGUAUAAUAUGUUGUCAUAUUUAGCUGUAUAAUGUAUCAUGUAUCAUUCAAUUCAGUUUUGGCCACUUUUUGUAUAUAGAACUAGCAUGCUAGGAGUUUCAUUUGCAAUAGAGAGAGCUUUUGUUAUGUAGACCACAUAACAUAU
This is a messenger RNA of Arachis duranensis, 2130 nucleotides long. RefSeq lists its product as uncharacterized. Gene Ontology annotation, cellular component: membrane. Lineage: Eukaryota; Viridiplantae; Streptophyta; Magnoliopsida; Fabales; Fabaceae. The transcript has 7 exons. The coding region runs from base 204 to 1778 and encodes 524 amino acids. The record is from RefSeq and is a predicted model, not a curated record. Gene Ontology annotation, molecular function: starch binding.